Messenger RNA from Macroventuria anomochaeta, 1282 nucleotides. RefSeq names its product cardiolipin synthetase. The coding region runs from base 24 to 1202 and encodes 392 amino acids. NCBI's taxonomy places the organism in Eukaryota, Fungi, Ascomycota, Dothideomycetes, Pleosporales, Didymellaceae. The transcript is spliced from 2 exons. Gene Ontology annotation, cellular component: mitochondrion; membrane. The record is from RefSeq and is a predicted model, not a curated record. Gene Ontology annotation, molecular function: cardiolipin synthase activity. Gene Ontology annotation, biological process: cardiolipin biosynthetic process.
CUACACCCUCAAUAAGCAUCUCGAUGGCGUGCAGGAUACCUACACUCUCCAGCACGCUUACACGCGGCUCUUGGGAUGGGUCGCGAGCGGUGUUGAGGUUACGAAGCGGUCAACCUUUUCCCCUUUUCUCCUCACGUGCUUCGUGCACCCGGGCGCAAAACAACGAUAUAAAACAACGUCAGGCACUGUUGACAGCAAAAGGCAGAACAUCUUAUUUUCUGCAACAGUCUAGUGUCUUCAGCACAUCAGUCAGGCGUAAUGCCGAACGCGAAGAUGGAAAGGAUAUCACCUCUCAGGGCGUACCUGAAUGUAAGCAGGAGAACAAUAACUUGUCAACAACAGCAAAGGUUGCAGCCACUUUGAAGUCCUCAUUGAAACUGGACAUCCCGGCACAGCGACAUGAGCAAAUCUACAACAUACCAAACUUUCUCACUUUCACACGCCUGGUAGCGACUCCAGUCGUUGGGUACCUCAUUCUCCAUAACCAACAUCUGGCUGCUUUUUCAUUGUUCACGUACGCUGCAUUCUCGGACCUGCUUGAUGGAUGGAUAGCCAGAAAGUGGAAGCUGCAGACUGUUGUCGGCAGCGUCGUCGAUCCCAUGGCCGACAAGUUCCUCAUGACAACUCUCGUCACAUGCCUGGCAGUCAACGGAAGCAUGGCGGCACCUCUGGCCGUUAUCAUUCUCGGUCGCGACGUCAGUCUGGCAGUUUCCGCUCUGUACUACCGAUACGCAUCUUUACCAACACCAAAGACCAUGGCCAGGUACUGGGACUUUAGUCUGCCUAGCGCAGAGGUGCAUCCCACACAGAUCUCAAAGUUCAACACCUUCCUGCAACUCAGUUUGCUCGGCACCCUGCUCUGCACAAACCUCCUCCACGAUCCUGCUGCGACCACAUCCGCUGCAGGUGGAUUCUUGAUGUCUAUCCAAGACAUCCUGGGUGGCGAAGCCGGUGUGAAGGACCUCGUUACAGGACUUUCGGCUAUCGUUGCCAGCACAACGCUGUACAGCGGUUUAGAGUACACAUGGAAGAAGGAUGCAGUUAAGAUUUUGGGAGGUAACGAGGAGCUCAAGAGGAAGCAAGGUUUCCGCGGACGAAUGAUCAUGGCUACCAGCUAUGGAGCGUUUAUCGCAGCUGCAGCUGCUCUGUGGUUUCGAGGCUCCUCGAAGGAUGAGACGGAAGAACAGGGGAAGAAGGCAUGAGCAAACAGUAGCUGGAGUCGACUGGCAACUAUUGCGGAGCCAAACUUAUAUACUAUAGCAUCAAUAGCGGGCACAUAAGC